Molecule: messenger RNA, 855 nt
Organism: Selaginella moellendorffii
Lineage: Eukaryota; Viridiplantae; Streptophyta; Lycopodiopsida; Selaginellales; Selaginellaceae
Product: GDSL esterase/lipase 6
Exons: 3
Coding region: 1-855 (284 amino acids)
Molecular function (GO): hydrolase activity, acting on ester bonds
Source: RefSeq, a predicted model, not a curated record
AUGGAAGCGCUCAGGGUUCUAACCAUUGUUUUCCUUGCAUGCAUCUCAACAUCUCAAGCUGUGACUCCUCCUAGCACGAAUCCACAAGUACAAGGCCUGUUUGUUUUCGGGGACUCAGCGUUAGAUGGAGGAGAGAACACGUACAUCCCAGGCUCCAAGAUUGUCAGUGCAGUUCCGCCGUAUGGAAAGACGUACUUCAGCAAGCCAACAGGGCGUUGGACAGAUGGUAGAACGAUUGCAGAUUUCCUGGCUCAAGCACUGGGGCUUCCGUUGUUGCCACCUUUUCUUGAGCCCGGCGCCAACUUUCUCAGUGGGGUGAACUUCGCAUCUGCCGGUGCAGGCUUGCUAGAUGAGACGAAUGUGCAUCACGGAGUUAUUUCGAUGAACCAGCAGCUACGCCAGUUUCGCAACGUCACAAAUGAGUAUAGAAAGGAGAAGGGUGUGGAGUUUACAAACCAGCUCUUGAAGAAUUCCGUCGCUUUGUUUAGCAUGGGAGCUAAUGAUAUUGCUAAUGCUCUUCCAAGCCCAUAUCUCUUCCAGCAGAUGAUACAGGCAUACUCGAGUUUCAAAGAGGUAGAGAAGGCAUGCUGUGGUGGUGGACCGUUUAAUGCAGCAGAGUUUUGUGGGGAUGCUGACAAGCAUGAUUGGAAGCCAGACCACAAAACUAAAUAUGCCAAAUUUGUGUGUGACAAUCCCAAGGAUUAUUUAUAUUUCGACAGCAAUCAUUUCACUGAGGCUGGUUACUGGUUUGUCAUGAAGAAUUUCUGGCAUGGAUCAUACAACAUCGCAAGGCCCAGUAGCCUCGACUUUUUCUUCGCUGGAUUUAAUGUUCCAAACCCACCUCCAAGGCCUUGA